AUGUCACUCGUUCCAUUGCACCCCCAACACCGCCACACUCUACGACUCUUUCUCGUUCGGAUCAUUUUUGUUUGUUCUUCACCCUCUUUUCUUUUACGCUUUCAUCUCUCUUUGUACCUUUAUUUCAAAACUCGCUGUAGGUCAAGCUAUGUCGACCUCGUUCACUUCUCCACCAAUAAACUACACUUCUCGCACUCACUCACUCACUCACCAAUUCCGCUUUUCUCAUCUCUUUGGCAUCCAUUUUCUCUCUCCUUUUUCGUAUUGUUUGCUGAGUUCGAUCUACCAAACUAUCCGCCCACUCUUAUUCUAUCUCUGAUUCUUUCUUUCUUGUUGCUUUUGUUGAUAUUAUUCGUUCCCUCUCUCUCUCUUUCAUUCCCCCCACAUUUUCGCUCUUUGACGUCACAAAUUUGGCAUAAAUUAACCCAGAUACGCCAACCAAUCAGAGUUGAGAACGCGGUUGGAAACAGGCCAUUUGCGAAUGAGAAGCUGAGAAAUUCAUUCGCUUCAUCUUUUCUUCAUAUCUCUUCUCUUUUCUUAAAUAAUUCUUCAAUUCUUCCCGUGUUCUUUUCGUUUUUCUUUCUUUUUAUAAAUCUUUCAUCUUCUUUUCUAGUUUUCUAUCCAUCAUCCAUUCAUUCAUUCCUUCUUUCUUUCUUUCUUUCUUUCUUUCUUUCUUUCUUUCUUUCCUGGGGCCAUUUCUGCAUCACAUCAAUUCAACUUUGUCCUCUUUGA
Acanthosepion pharaonis is the source of this 732-nucleotide messenger RNA. NCBI's taxonomy places the organism in Eukaryota, Metazoa, Mollusca, Cephalopoda, Sepiida, Sepiidae. The record is from the annotation of a GenBank genome assembly.